Naegleria fowleri is the source of this 2589-nucleotide messenger RNA. RefSeq lists its product as uncharacterized. The transcript has a single exon. Lineage: Eukaryota; Heterolobosea; Eutetramitea; Acrasida; Naegleriidae. The coding region runs from base 1 to 2589 and encodes 862 amino acids. The record is from RefSeq and is a predicted model, not a curated record.
AUGCAAACACCCGAAGACCAUUCCUCUUCACAGCAAGAACUCUCAAAGCCUUCUGCAAGUGAUAAGAGAGUUAUCAUCAUCGGAAUUAUGGGUGAUGCUCUCAAAACAUCAACCGAAGGAAUGGGGCUUGUAGAAGAGCUGAACAAACAAUGUUUGGUGUGUAUGAAUUAUUUGAUGACCAAUUUGGCAUCGAGCACAACCCCCACUCAUCACAACAGAAAUCAACUGAACGAGCAAUCAGGACACCAACAAACGGAAACACAGAAUUUGGAGCUGAAGUAUUUGUUGUACAUUUAUGUAAAUAUUGAUAGGUUAUUAGAAAGAAGUAAGAACAAUAGUUACAGUGAUAACCCAUCGGAUUUGGCAAGAUUUUUCUUGUACUGCAUGGAACAUAUUGAGCAACACGCAAAAUUUAAUUCUGUAUAUGGAGCGAAUAUUACCAAGCUUAUUUAUUAUUUAAAAAUAGUAGCAAUGUAUUUAAAUUACCAGGCACACUCUUUCCAUGGACAGCUCUUGUCCCUCAACGAAAAAGACAUCACUGUUCAUGCUCAAUCAAUCUACAAAGUGUGUGUUAGAUUUUUGACCAAUUACAGUGGCAACGUAAAAUUGGUUGCAGUGACACUAGUUACACUUUCGCAAUGCGCCAAAUUUUUGAACGACUCUGAUUUUAAUACAGUGUUUCGAAUAUUUUGCACAUACUUGGAUUACAGGGCGAAAGAAAUGUUAAACCUUUCCCAGCAAGAACAUUCUCAAUCUAACAGUCAUUCCUCUCCCAAAAUGCAAAGAGAGCUUUUUGAUAGCUUGGUAAAAUCAACAACUAAUUUAUUUGUGUGCAGAAAUGCCUCUCAAGACCAGAAACGAAAACUUAUUUUGUCAGUAAUGACUACUGGAUCCAUAUUAUUUGACAGCCUCAAACUGAGAGAAUUCGAUACCAUUUCCAAAGAUAAUAUUCGGCAAUCAAUAUCAAUUAUUGACCAAAUAUUAAGAUAUUGCUCUUCCAUCUAUUUGUUUGUCUCUCAAAUUCUUGAAAAAUCUAAACAGAACAACAUUGAAGAAAACACUACUCUAAUAUCAGAGUUUCUAAGAGAAUAUGCACAGAAUAAGCUGGAUGAAAAAGAAGAAACGGAACGCUUCACAUUGCUGACAUCUCUUGUUUCUUGGGUACUUCAUGAAAAACCUACUCGCGAUGUACUGACGCCACUCCUUGAUAUUAGUUGGAAAAUUUUAGACAAGAUAUUCUCUCAUCCUAAUAGUGUUUUAUCAACGAUCUACUGUCUUAUUUCUGUUCAAAUUGCUAGUUAUAUGGAAACCUACGACAAACGUGAUGAAUAUGUUGAGUUUAUACUUUAUAAUAUUUUAAGAGCCAAAAUCUUCUUAAUUCCAGAAAUAAUUGAUGCAUUGAAUAAGAAAUUAGAUCUCAAUGAGCUGAAAUUUAUACUUUCAGAGUACCAAAAAUCAACUCUAUAUUCAUACAUGUAUCUAGUAGUGAAUAAUCUGGUAACAAUUCCUCGACAUAAUCCUUCUCGAUAUAUUAACUUUGUGUACGACUUUUCCUCAGAAUUAAGCAACAUAUUUUCACAAGCAUUUUCAAAAAAUAGAACAUCCAAAGGUCCCUCACUUAUCGAUGAAUUAGUAUCAAUGGAAGAUUUGAAGUAUCACCUCAAGAAUAUAUCAAGCUUGCUUCUAGUAUUUAUUCUAAAAGUAUAUUCAAACAACUCUAAACUAAUGAACGCUUCGCAGAGUUUAGCACAAAUAGAGAAGAAUGAACAGAUUUCUUCUGAGAAUGUGAUUCAAAUUAUCAAAAUAUUUGCCAACACAGAAUUUAUGAAAGAUUUGGACUCUGUUUCUCUGUAUACUCAGUUCUUGAACAAGAUCAUCCAAUAUCACCAAAAUAUUAUUUCAGAUUUUAUUUCCUCGAGCACAAUUUUCAAACCUCUCCUAACCCAACUUGCCACUUCUGCUGGAAACAUGGUAUUUUUAUCCAGUAUAUACUUUUACCUUAAUUUUUUCACCUCUCUGGUACAGAGUAAGCAAUAUCAUGAAGAUUUGUUCAAGCCACAUGUCAUUCCGUUUAUGUUCAAAUGCUUGCUGAAUAGCAACAAACAGAUUGUGCAACAAGCACAUCAUUUAUUUAUUACUUUCUUUUCUGAAAAUUAUAAGAUUAGAAAUUUAAUUUUACCACACUAUCUCAAAAUAGUAUGCGAUAAGAAGUACUCAGGUACCAACUCCCUCGUUCAAUCUAUAUUUUGCAAUUCAUUUCACUUUAUUUUUAACCAUAUCAAGGAUCCCAAAUUGAUUGAGUAUUCACUUGAGCAAAUUGAAAAAUUAAUUAAUCACGCUAACGAAUCAUCUCAAAAACAUUUGACCAAGCAGCUUAUUAUUCUAUUGUUUCAGUCUUCACAAACUAUUGAGUAUUCCCACCUUCCAAUAUUAUUUGCUCUUCUAAAAAGAGUACUCACAACAGAUAAGCAAUUACCACUUUCCUCACUCUUGAGAGAUUUUUACCAUAUUGUGAACUCGUGUAUUGAUUAUGUGAGAAGGGAUGAUUGUGUUCAAUUUUAUUUGGAACUCAGUAAGGUCAUGAUGUGA